This is a messenger RNA of Meyerozyma guilliermondii ATCC 6260, 1962 nucleotides long. It is a transcript of the gene PEP7, whose product is annotated as Pep7p. The coding region runs from base 1 to 1962 and encodes 653 amino acids. The record is from RefSeq and is a predicted model, not a curated record. Lineage: Eukaryota; Fungi; Ascomycota; Pichiomycetes; Serinales; Debaryomycetaceae. The transcript has a single exon. Gene Ontology annotation, biological process: DNA repair. Gene Ontology annotation, molecular function: DNA binding; metal ion binding.
AUGUCCCAAUCACAGGAUUCAUCGGACACGGGUCUCACAGCCGAAAACAGCAAGACCGACAAAGAUUCUGAGCCGCCGCAAUCGUCCCAAAGUGUCGAAUUAUCGAAUCAAAAACCGAAAAGAACAUCAUCCGCAACGCUUCAGUGCCCCAUAUGUAACGAGGCAAUGAUAAGCAUCCAUCAACUCAACCGCCAUAUCGAUGACACCCACGUAGAAUCUGCUGACACUCAAAAGGGCAGGGAAGAUCCAUCGUCUAAACUCACCACAAACGAAAUUGUUGGCAACGAUAUCAAGUCGUGGAUCAAGAAGAAAUUACCGGCAGAACCAACUUCGCUAUUUUCGCCCGGAAAGAGGAAAACCAUAAACCUUGACCUUUUGGACGGUAAUCGUGGUUUUGGCCUCAGUGAUAGUCUCAAUGAUGCCUCGAAGAGCCCAAGAUCAAAGGAGCAACUGCCCAUGGAACUACUGCCUCUCAAAUCGGUUUCUCCCAGAAACUCUAGAACCAAUGAAAUCACCAGAAGCCACUGGAGACAACCCUCCAUCAAUGGAGCACUUUCGUGCUCGCACCCCAGCUGUAAACGAACGUUAAACAUCAAGAAUGGCAUAGUCAAUUGCAGAAAAUGUGGAAACUUGUUCUGUAACGAACACACGCACUGCAAAGUACGAUUACGAAAUCCUGAACCAGGAGAAGGAAAGCUACCUUUGUACGAUUGUACCGCAAAUGGAGUUUGGUGUCGUAGUUGUGAAACGUGCUACCUAAAUAAGCCCGAUUUCGUGGCUGGAGUCGAGGUUACCGUUAACGACGUGACAGUGCAAUUUCAGCUGAAAAGAAGUGAGUUUAUUGACACCAAGACUCUUCGCCGCAUCAAAAUCCAGAAACGUUUCAUCAAAAAUGCCAAUCUCAUCACUGAACGCUUCGUUGCCAAUUCCAGGGCAUCUUUCUGGAAUGGCUUUGCCCUUUCUGCUUUCAAUUCUAAGAACGACCCUUUGAUUGCACAACAAAAACAGCUCGUAGGAAGCGAUAACUGGCAGGACGACUCCAUAACUCAUUGUGCGAUUUGUUUUACCAACUUCAACUUUUUAAUCAGAAAGCAUCACUGUCGCCUUUGCGGAAGGUUGGUGUGCAACGACCCAGAUGGGGAGCGAAUGUAUUGCUCAAUUUUGUUACCCAUUACCAGUUUUAUUGAGAAAUUGCCGACCCUUAACUAUGCAAACCUUGUCAAGCAAAACUUACCCAAAAUGCUUGAAGUUCUACCCGAAUCUCAAGAUCGGAUCUCUUUACGUUGCUGUGUGGAUUGUAAAAAUGAUCUUCUUCAUUCGUGGAAAGUGAGCGACGAGCUCCGUCAAGAGAGUGAUCGAGAAAUAUUCACCAUCUACAACGGAAUUCUAGUUCUCAAGAAUACAAUUUCUACGUUGCUUCCUCGCUAUAGAAAGCUUGUGGAAGAAAUCAGUCAAUCCGAUGCUGAUGCCGAUCGUCUGGACUUGAAUAAAGCUCGUCUUCGUCUAAUGUCAGCUCUUAAAGAUUUUGAAGGCGCAUCAACAAGAUUCAGGACCCAAUUUCUAAAACUACAAGAUGGAAAAUUGUGCAUCAAGAAUGAAUACAGCAACCACAAACAGCUAGUGCUCAACAUGUACCAAUCCACCAUCAUGUUUUUGCAAGAUAACCUCGAGACCUUUAAAAGUCUCAACGCCAAAAUCCAAGAGAACGAGAAAAAGACCAUAGAAAAAAUGGAAGCUGGAGUUCAGCAAACUGAACGCCCCCGUCUUACUAAGAGAGAAGUACGCGAGAAGCGUGAAAAGCUAAUGGUCAUGAAGGAGCAGGCAUUCAUCGUCGAGAAUUUGAUAGAUAGUGCUACGAAGCAAAGAAAGUUUGACGAGAUUGACCUGUUGCUUGGCAACAAGAACGAACUAGCCAAGGAAAUCGCGGUCUUGGAAGAAGAGUUGGGGGACGAAGGGUUCUAA